AUGGGUGAGACCUGGGUUCAGUUUGGAGUGGUCAGUUUUGGCCGUGCCAGCGGCUGCACCGAUGCACCCACCGUCUUCACCCGUGUGUCCCAGUACAACACCUGGAUCAAGGACCGAGUGAGCAACAACACAGGGUUUGUGGAGGAGGACGGGACCUCCUCCAACGCCGAGAAUCUGGUCCAGACUCUGAGCAUCGUCCUGGUCCUGGGCUUGGCUCAGGUCCUCGCACCAUAG
Messenger RNA from Knipowitschia caucasica, 234 nucleotides. NCBI's taxonomy places the organism in Eukaryota, Metazoa, Chordata, Actinopteri, Gobiiformes, Gobiidae. The record is from the annotation of a GenBank genome assembly.